AUUAAUAUUGGAUAAAUUUCCCUUCUUGUUAAAAGAUAAGAAUGGGAAUACUAAUGUUGUACCUCUUAAUCAAUUCUUAAGUUGCCAUAGAAUUACCUCAUAUAUGUUAAGAAAAAUAGGUGCUGAUUAUGCUUCCAGAGUACAUAGAGGUGGGAAUGAUUUUUGCUAUCAAUAUUUAUGGCAAUUGGCAUAUAAACAUAAAAUAAGUUAUGCUUCAUCAGUUGAACAUUAUGGUGUAAUAAAUGACAGACCAAAUACUCCAGCACCUAAACAAGAAAAUAGUGAG
Dentiscutata heterogama is the source of this 286-nucleotide messenger RNA. NCBI's taxonomy places the organism in Eukaryota, Fungi, Glomeromycota, Glomeromycetes, Diversisporales, Gigasporaceae. The record is from the annotation of a GenBank genome assembly.